Necator americanus (New World hookworm) is the source of this 9201-nucleotide messenger RNA. RefSeq lists its product as uncharacterized. Gene Ontology annotation, cellular component: intracellular anatomical structure. Gene Ontology annotation, molecular function: helicase activity; RNA binding; ATP binding. The transcript has 79 exons. The coding region runs from base 1 to 9201 and encodes 3066 amino acids. The record is from RefSeq and is a predicted model, not a curated record. NCBI's taxonomy places the organism in Eukaryota, Metazoa, Nematoda, Chromadorea, Rhabditida, Ancylostomatidae.
AUGGAUAUGGAUGAGCACUGUCGUAUCGAUCGGGUGAUUGCUAGAGACCAAGAAAGUAGCGGAGAAAUAGCGCGGCAAAUAUCAAGACUUCUUGAGGAACUCUUCAAGACGCAUUCUCGACAUCCGGAAUUUGUCCAAGCAGUGAUUUGGUGCAUGAGAACUCUGAUUAGAAGUGAACCUUUUAGCGAUGAUAGCCAUAAUACUAUCAAGCUUGGUGUUGACAGAUUGGCGGAGAUUUUUUCCACCAAACCGGCAUGGAUACAGUCUCAAAUUGUGAUCGAGCUACAUCGUUACAACUUACCGGAAUUGGCAGUGCUGCUAACGAAUGCUUUUCGCAGUCCAAAAAAUGGCGUAACAGUACCUAUUCGUUUGCUUCUUCAAGGCAGACCACAUGUUGGGAGUGAAGUUGAAAUGUUGUUAGCAUCGUAUGCAAUGGCCGCUGGCGAAAACUCCGCCUUCAACUUGGGUUUGGCGGCCGAUGGACCUGUGCGAGAGGCGAGGAAAGUUCCACUUGAUGGGGUCAAAAAAGUGACGAUGUCUGGUACACAUACCUUAUUUCUAACACAUAAAGGUGAGGUCUUCGCAUGUGGUGCACCAAAGAACUUUGAUUCUGGGGAACAGAAUGGGAAGUUGGUUGUCAGCCCAAUCAAAGUUGUAUUUCCUGGCGAAACGUUGCCUGUAAUCGACAUCGCUGCUGGACCAUAUCACUCGGUUUUUAUUACAACGAAAGCGGUCUAUGUGUGUGGAAUUAACGCCAAUUUUUGUCUUGGGCUAAGAAAAGAAAAAGGAUACUACUCUAUGACAAACGUGAAGUUACCAGUACCCGAGGGUGUGAAGAAAUUGCAGUUAGAGAAGGUGUUCACCAACGCUGAUUGUACUAUUAUACUAUCAACCAAAGAUAUGUGGAUUGUAGGGAAGACGCCUCUCAAUGUUAAUGAGACAUUCACAUUGGUUACGAAAGAUGUAGGCGUGUAUGAAAUGAUCCGUUCUAAUAGUAAGCUAUUAGGCUUGUCCUAUGAGUUGGCUGUUGUGUACUUUUCCACUGUACCUUGGGUUUUUCCCGUUAACAUAGUUCGUGUCGACUAUAAAAACCGAAAUCUAAGUGAUGUGGAGGUAACAAUUACAAAUAGCUCUGGUGUCCUUAGCUAUACGUUUGAUCCUCGCCCCAACAGAAUGCUGAUUAAACCAUGUGUGAUUUCCGUGAAUGGCGUCUUGGUUGAGUUGCAAUGUGUGGAUUAUCACAUAACAUCGAAGGGUGACAUUAUGCUUAUGGGUUACCCUGGAACGACCCGCAUUGCGGAGUACUACACUCUGUUUCGUGGACAGAUAAGAGUCAUAGAGGACAAAUCAGUAGACGAUGGGUUCACUGAAGCGUACGUAUCGGAGUCGAAUGUGACUGGCUUGAGGAUUCUACUUGUGCUGCAGGAAGUUCCCGGUGCUCAUGCCGUGACGUCAUUUGCUAGAUCACCAGACGGCAAGAACCUAAUUUAUGUGACGAAUAGCUCCACAGCUUGUAGGAAUAUGCAAUGGGAAACGGUCGAUUAUGCAAAGUUGAAUGAAGAACGUGAGCUGUCGUGCUUAGAUAAAGUUGAUCUAGACUUUCAUAUAUUUGAUGUGGUAGGCACACGCACAGAUACGCUCGAAAGUGUGAUUAGAGGACGUUUCCCUAAUGUAGACCGUUAUCGUGGAGAGGAUAAUGUACUAUUAAUUGAAAAGCUUGCUAGAGAAGUUUCCAACAUGAAGUGCGCCCAAAUAUUCCGCGACUAUCUUGUUUUUGGCGAGAAUCGUGUGAUAAAUCGCGGUUCGACUACCAAAGCUAUGAUCGAGAAAAUUUGCCACGUUCUUGGAGUGCAGUGCAUCCGACAGGAGAGAUUUUAUCAACUUGGGGAACCGUUAAAUUCACUAGACAAAUUCGUCGCAUCCCGCAAUUGCAUACUGGUGUCGGAAGAAGGUGUUGAGAUCAAAUUUGUGAAGGAAUUGCUGGAGCUUCAGUCAUCCUAUUUUGGAGUAGCUGUUACCUAUCAAAAAAACAGUGAAGUGCCAAGAUUCCGGUUAUGUGCAUCCGAGAAAGUAAUUUGUCGGGCGCUCCUCAGCAUUAUCAAUCCAAACUAUCUUAGAACGCUGAAAACUAACGAGAUUGUGGAGUUGUUGUCGUUCCUUGAUCAGUACUUGCUUUACGCAGUCACAGCCGAUGCAUUGCGAGUCUUGUUUGAAAGAGUGAAUGAAUUCAAUUUGAAUGUGAUAUUCGACCUCAAUGAAUCUGUUCCGCAACUGCGGCCACUGAUAGCAGAACAUUUCUACAACAACCUACAUCUGCUUGCUUACUGGAAGAAUUCUGCAGCAGCUUCAAUAGAUUUGGUUCGAGACGUCUUCUGUUGCGCUGAGCACGAAUUAGGUGGUGGUAAAGGCAUCGCAGCUUCUCCAACUUCUGUUUCUUGUGCAUUAGAAGCUCCUAAAAUCUAUAUUCUUGAAUGGUAUCGUAAGGCACACUGGGGUCUCUUCCGGACAGAGGAUGCCGUGGAGAUUCUUCUUGGACCAAACAAUAGAGAUGCUGUUUUCGAACAGGCCGUGCUGAAGUAUCUGCAAGAAUACUGUAUAAGCGAAGGAGAAGCCGAUGAGUCUUCAGACGAGUUUUCCAUGUUUUCGUUCUACCUACCGGAUUCACACGAGCCUGAACUAGUAACCGCUACUCGUUCUCGGUUGGAAGAGCGUGAACGAGCGAAAACACGAAGAGCUCGCAAAAAAAGCACAAGAAAGUCCGCCUCGGAAGGAGUUGCCUCUACACCACCAUUUCAGUUUGUCCUGGAGGUUCGAGAAACAAGUAAGGUGGAAUCGGAAGCAACUCAAGUAGUUGUGAACGAGGAGCUAAGCACCCAUGGAAGAAAUUCUGAGACUGUAACAAAGAAGAAAGAAACUAUGAUAAACGAAGAGAGCAAAAAAAGAUGUAUCUCUGCUCUAGCUGACAGUGUUCACUCAUUCCUGCAUGUUAAAGGAAUCAACGAAAAGUCGCUGUUGCGGAUGAGUAAGCAGACCUCUUCCUUCGAAGCAGAAAGAAUAGCUGAAGAAGACGAGUCUGAUCAGCCUCCAAGAGCGAUGUCUGCAUGGAAACUUCUAGAGGGCACUUCGCCUUCGUCUGUGGCAUCUCCUUCUUUCGAAACCCAGGAUUCUCUAACGUCAUCUAAGAAAAGGGGAAAGGGAAGAUUCACUCCUAAGGGGACAAAAUUUCAUGAUGCUAGCAAUUUGCUUCACGAAACUCAACAAGACACUCAUUUUGCACCAUGGGCUGGCGUUGCAAAUUCGCCACUUGGUACAAGUACACCUUCAAUGUCGAUGACACUGCAGGAAAUGGAGGAUACAAAGCAUAUGAAGGCGAAGCCUCUUGCAUUAAAGCAGGAAUCUGGCUGCCGAAAACAGAGACGAACUUCAGGAAAUGUAUCGUGGAGCGAGCCAAUUCUGUCGUCACCGAGCGUCUCACCACAAACACCAUCAUUAGCCGAAAUUAUGAAGGAGGAGGAGCGGCGUCAGCGAGAAAGUACCAAACGCAUUUCAAGACCACUUCAGUUUAUUGAAGAUGAGGAAAGAGCUAUAGACGAACUUACUCAGUUGUACCGUGAAAAUGUCGGUGAUGAGCAAGCUGGCCAAACCGCGCUCGCUGCACGACCAAAAACAGCGGAGGCCAGCAGGAUCAGCAACAAAAUGGCUUAUUACGGCAAUCAUGGAAAAGGACGCACUAAAAACCACCACAACAACUUUGAUCGCGAUGAGCCGAAUGGAUUCAAAAAUCCACAAUAUGGCCCACAUGUGCAGUUAAUCGACGCAAAUUGGGAGAGACAAGUGACAGCAAAGCUGGACGAGUUCAUGAAUGGAACAGCAACAGAGCUCUGUUUUCCACCAAUGGAAAGACCUGAGAGACGACGACUACAUGAGCUGGCAAGACGUAAAGGUCUCCAGACAUCGAGUGAAGGUAGAGAACCAAAUAGAAGAUGUGUCGUUCAUCGACGUCCCACUCCAAAACUGGCCGCAGUUGGCGCAAAUGAGACACAACCAAUACGGCUUACUACGGAUAUUCGAAAAGCUCUGUCAGACUUCAUUUGCCAAUAUCCCAUUUAUGGAUCGGCUAUCGAUCGUCACUUAGCGGCUCCGAGAUCCCGAGAUCGAUCACAGCGAGAUAUAGGGAACAGAGAAAGACCAGAGAUGCUUGUACCGCAACGUAGUAAUAUCAGUAUGGAAAUGCAAAAACAAAGGAAUAUGCUCCCUGCCUAUCAACAGCGAGCGGAUGUGCUCAGAGCGAUCAAUGAUCACAAGGUAGUGUUGAUCACAGGAGGUACAGGAUGUGGCAAAACCACUCAGGUACCGCAGUUUUUACUCGAAGACGCAUACGAACACCAGCAACCUCUGCGAAUCGUCUGCACCCAACCAAGGCGUUUACCAGCGAUUGCGGUGGCAAGUCGUGUAGCAAAGGAGCGUGGAGAGAGUCUCGGCUCAACAGUGGGAUACCAUAUACGGUUAGAACAAAGGACAUCCCCACAAACUGUACUGACUUACUGCACCAGCGGCGUAUUGCUGAGAAUGCUCACUCAAGAUGACGCAGCUCGCGAUAUCUCUCAUAUCAUUCUUGAUGAGAUUCACGAGCGUGAACAAAACACCGAUUACUUGCUCAUAGCCCUUAAGCAAGCUCUGAAGAAGAGAAAUGACCUGAAGGUCAUUUUAAUGUCAGCCACGAUGGAGGGAAAUCUAAAGCUGUUCACUAAGUAUUUCGGCGAAAAAGUUGAAGUGAAGCAUAUCGAUAUUCCGUCGCGUCUUUUCACCGUGGAACGGUUUUUCCUUGGCGACGUCAUCGCCAUGACUGGAUUUGUGCCAGAAGAAAGCAUGUUUAGCAGUAUGUUCAUGUCUGCAGGGUUUCCAGAAGUGUGCAGUUUUCCUACGGUCGGUGACUGGUCGAUGAAAACUGAAUGGGAAACGGAACAAGCUCAAGUUCAUCCUCGAAUGCCAGAAGCUGUGACGGCUCCAAAUUUGCAAUCGCUUGCUAAAAACAAUUGUGCAACACCGAGUUCGUCGAAUCCAAUGGUUAGUGGGCAUAUGAUAACGUCGUCUAGCGUCUCAUCGUUCACGCAGCAUGGAAAACAACAACAUACCGCUAAUUUUAUGAAUGUUGCUCAACAACUCGUCAACUCGCAACAGUCAUCCUCUGGUCAUCAACAGCAGGCACCACAACCAAUGAGCGCACCUCCCCAGGGUAUUGUACAUCAGCAGCAACAACAACCGCCGAUUCCACCUGGAUAUGUGCAACAGCCGGGAGUUUAUGUGCAGCAUUCUGCUUACCAACAGGGUUAUCCUCAGCCACCACAUGGGUAUCAGCAAGGCCAAGUUCGUCAGGUGUAUAGUCAGCCAGGAGGAGUGGCUUUGCAACACUCAGCUACAUGGGGCGGAGGUAUGGACCAAUCUUUCAACGGCGUUGUGCAUGCUCAUCCAGAUGUGGUCGAACUCCCAAGCGAAGCGUUAGAUCCAGAGACUUUGGAGCAAUUUCGUCAAAUGGGAUAUACCAAUAAUGAUGAAGUUGGUCCGACAGUCACCUACGGUGCAGACUGGCGCGUGCCUGAAAGUGAAGUUCAGCACCACUGGCAGCACACUCAGUCGUUUUCUACCAUUCCAAGCACCGGUUACCAACAAGGACACCUUCAGAGCUGGGAUCCUCAAGUUGUUUACUCCACUACGCCUGCUCCUUAUCAUAAGAACUCUCAACAGCAGCAACCGAUGUUCUACGUGCCAGAGAGCUUUGACAAUUCUCCUUCGACCAAAUCGGUGUCGUAUUUUGGCCAGUCAAUGGAUGGGUUUCCCAUGCCAAUGCAUAGUCACCAUACGAUCCCGCAGCAAGCAACAAGUGGAUCACCAGCUGCGUAUACGGUGCCACCGCCGUCGCAUGUUCCCCCGCCACUUCCUGGGUAUCCGCAGCAUGUUCAAAGUAGUGGACCACAGCCACCAUUGGAUAGUUAUGCUAGUGCUGUACAAAGAUCUGAAAAAGAGUUGGAGAUGAUGCGACUUCAGCUCGGAACGGCGCUCCCGGAUCGACCAGAGUCAUUCGAUCCACAUAUUCGGCAAUUGCUUGCCGCCCGAAGGCUCGAUCAGUCAGCACUUGUAAACAUGUAUCUGAAAUGCGGAGGCCAACAAUGGGCUGAAGCUGUAGAUCUGGAUUUGGCUAUGGCUGUGGUGAAAUAUUGCAUGGAUAGCCGAGUUGAUGGAGCGGUCCUGGUCUUUUUGCCCGGUUUCGACGAUAUAGUCCAAAUGCGUGACAAGAUCAACAACGAAACUUGGCCUUUACGGCGCCCAGUGAUAUUCACACUCCACUCUCAGAUGAAUUCCUUCGAUCAGCAGAAGGUGUUUGAAUCUGUAGGACCAAACGAACGGAAAGUGAUUCUGUCCACGAAUAUUGCGGAAGCUUCUUUAACUAUCGAUGACGUUGUGUUUGUCGUUGAUUGUGGGAAAGUGAAAGAAAAGACUUAUGACCAUACAUCACGUAUUAGCCAGUUAAAAGUCACUUGGAUCGCCAAGAGCAAUGCUGAACAACGUGCAGGACGUGCUGGCCGAUGUCGAGAGGGGUAUUGUUUUCGACUCUACAGUAUUGAAGACUAUGAUGAGAUGCUAGAGACUCAGAUGGCAGAAAUGCAGAGAACUGCUAUCCAUGAUGUAUGCCUGCACGCAAAAAUGUUCGCUCCUGAAAAUAUGACCGUAAAACAGUUCUUGCAAAUGGCACCUGAACCACCGUUGGCCGACGCUGUAGAUAAGAGCAUGGAUUUCCUGGAGCAACUCGGAGCACUGUACUCGGAAGCAAGCACGUCGGAUAUCGAUCUGACAGGAUUCCCUCCACCUUACGUCGAGCCCCAAUUAACGGAUUUGGGAAGGCUUGUGGCACAGUUGCCUUUGGAUCCACAACUGGCCCGUCUACUGCUUUUUGGCGUAGUACUCAGGUGUCUGAAUCCUGUGGUUACUUUAGUUGCCGCCUUAUCGCAUAGGGAUCCAUUUAUUCUGGCGCUUUCCGAAGAGCGCGAACAGUCAAAUAGACAAAGGGAUAGUUUUGGAAAGCGCGAUUUUUCGGAUCAUAUCACAUUAAUCAGGGCUUUCAAUGAGUUCAGUGAGAAAAGCCCAAAGGAAGUGACAGCGUUUUGCCGUGCAAAUUAUUUAUCUUUACCAGCGAUGCGUAUGAUCACGGGAAUACGCCGACAACUUCUGAUUGAACUACGUCGAGUGAAGAUGAUUAACUACGAAGGAGAUCCCCUAAAUGCCCUUCGUGAUGCGACUUAUAACAAGUACUCUUCGUCUUGGCCAAUGAUACAAGCGGCUAUAGUGGCUGGCUGUUAUCCAGGAAUAGGUUUUGUUCGGGCUGGCAAUAAACUGAAGAAAAUCAGAACGAGCACGGAAGCUGCUGCAACUCUUCAUCCAUCGUCAGUAAUAAAGCGACAAGUGCUAGCAGCUCCGAAGAGAAGUGAAAUUAUCAAUCAGUACGUUUCGGAGGACUCAGAAGAUCCAAUAAUCGAGUACCUAGCAUUCCACGAAUUGGCAAAGAUCGAUGAAGGACUUACGCUGCGCACAGUGACAGUUGUCCCACCUUGUGCAGUAGUGUUGUUCGCUGGAUCGAUGAGAUUGAAGAAGAGUACAAUACAAAACUUUAACAUCACUGACCCAGAUUCCGAAGAUGAGGGCGAUAUGGACGAGGAUGCUCCGUCAAAAGAUGUGGUAUACCCAAUUGAGCACUGGAUUGGUGUUAGGGCCACGUAUUCGGACAUGAAACGGCUCAUUCAGCUUAGAUUCAAAGUGAUGUCGUACUUCUUGUCUGCAAUACAUAGGCCUCAGAUUUUGGCCAAUCCCAUGAAAGAGGAUAACGACUUGCUCGCCACACUAGCACAAGUGCUCCAAACUGACCAUCAGGAAAUGAGAUUUAAUCAGUGCGUCCUACCACAACAGCCAUUGUUCUAUCCACAACAUCAAGUGCCAACUUCUUCGUCGACGUCAAGCUACAGUUCACACAACGGUCAACAGGCUCUUGCUCAACGAUUCCCGCAUAGAGAGGCUUCUGUUUCCCAGCCGAAUAUGAGCGCGGUAGUUGAGUCCAAUUUAAAGCCGACUCCAUCCUCAUGCCACACAGAGGGUCUUCCUGCAUCUCACUCCAUGUCCAGUUUUCAGAGUGGUGGAUUUGAGAAAAGAUUCGACGAAGAACAACAGUCGUCUCCACAGCAGGAGAGAGAACAACAGGACCGAUUCCAGGAUCAGCGAGAGAGAAGGCAUGCCCUAGACGAUUACAGUUAUCAGAAAGGUCGAAGGGAUAACUACGAUCAGCGGCAACAGCGGUACAAUCGCAACAGAGAUGACUGGCAACGCAACAGACCGUAUCAGCCACGCGAAGGAGCGUAUAGAGAAAAAAUGGAGAGGCCACAAAGUUUCCGCGAACGUGAUCGGGAACGAGAAAGAGGCGGUCGCGACGAAACCGCACCUGGUCCAUCGCAACAACAGCAACAGCGUCAGAGGAUGCAAGGCUACAACAAUCGCGAACGGGACUAUCGACAGAAUGAUCGCGAGUGGAAUCGCUGCGAUUCAUCUGGGCCGGAUCAGCUUACUUGGCAGCAGAGAGAAAUGGAAAGAAGUGAUAACUACAGAGAAAGACAAGGUCGUCGUGAUUAUAACAACUACAGACCACGACAAUACAACAAGUUUGAUGAUGAUCGGGAAGAGCCCGUUCCCGAAGAUCCUCGAGUGGACAGGAACGGUGAGGAUGAUUGGGAAGAAGAAGAACUUCAAGCCGGUGGGUACCACCAUGAUCAACAAGACUAUCAGCACAAACAAAAUCGUCAUUAUCAUUCUCGGCCUUACAACAGUCGUGGUGGCUAUCGAGGGCGUGGGCGUGGUGGAUUCUUUAAUAAUCGACAUUACAAUCGUGACGAUAAUCGUCGUGACUUACAAGAUGAUGACAGAGGUGACAGAGAUGGACGUGAUACUCGAGAUGGAGGUGAUAACAGGGAACGGGAUCACGUCGAAGGAAAUCCGCGAAACAACGAUCGCAGUUACUACAGACAAGCUGGGAAGAAUUACGAUAAUAACAGAAGCUUGGAAAACGACCGAGAUAAACACUCAGAACGUAGUCGUGUGUUUAUUAGCAAAACUUACUUUCAAGAUCGACGACGUCGUGGAUCAAAUUCAAAUUAUAACUAG